AUGACGCCCCCGGCGGCGCGCACGGCGCUGGGCUCCCUGCUGGGCGCCCUGCUGUUGGUGCCCACCGUCGUGUUCGUGCUGCUCAUCCCCAGCCUGGGGUGGGCGCAGGAGCCGUGCGCGAGGCCCGAGGGAGCGGACAGCGACUCGCUGUUCGACUACCUCGCCUUCUACUCCUGCGCGGGGGCGCUCCCGACCCCGCUCAGGGGCGUGCUCCUCCUGGUGUGGCUCGUGCUACUCAUCAGCCUGUUGGCGAGCACCGCCGACAUGUUCUUCGUGCCCCAGCUGGAGGCCAUGUGCCAAAGACUGGGACUGCCAGACGACGUGGCCGGCGUGACAUUGUUGGCCCUCGGCAACGGCAUGCCGGACGUGAUGACGGCCACGAGCUCGAUAAACAACGCGUCGGAAUACCACGAGGCGAGGCGGCUCCUCGCUGACAAGGAGUUCCUGAAGGCGAACUGCCGCGUGCCAGCGAGCCUCGACACGGGCCGCCCGUCUUCGAAGGACAAGAACAGCGAGGAGAGAAAGCGGGAGGAGGAGCAGGACCGGAGAAGGAGGAACUGCAGCACCAGCAGGAGCGCGAGGAGAUCAAGAAGAAGGCCCUGGACGCGGCCAAAGGGCGGGGCCGCGUGGCCUCCGCGAAGUGACCCCGGCCAGCGCGUGUCUCGCUGGGCCGUCUGCGCCCCGCCCCGGCGGGCCACCGUCGGGGCCUCUCCGUCCCGUCGGUGGUGA
Messenger RNA from Prorocentrum cordatum, 729 nucleotides. Lineage: Eukaryota; Dinophyceae; Prorocentrales; Prorocentraceae. The record is from the annotation of a GenBank genome assembly.